Molecule: messenger RNA, 17402 nt
Organism: Coregonus sp. 'balchen'
Lineage: Eukaryota; Metazoa; Chordata; Actinopteri; Salmoniformes; Salmonidae
Source: the annotation of a GenBank genome assembly
AUGGAUUCAUUCCUCUGUUUGGCCCUCGCCCUCGCCCUCGCCCUCGCCCUCGCCCUCUCCCUCGCCCUCUCCCUCUCCCUCUCCCUCUCCCUCGCCCUCUCCCUCUCCCUCGCCCUCUCCCUCUCCCUCGCCCUCGCCCUCUCCCUCUCCCUCGCCCUCUCCCUCGCCCUCGCCCUCUCCCUCUCCCGGCAUGGUAGUAGCCACAGUUUCCAUGUGGCACCCAGCUCAGUGGCUGGAGGGGUAUAGGACUGGCAGUGCACAUGCUGUAUCGUGGUCUUGGCAUGGGUCCAGGACCGGGCCUAAUACUAAGACCAAACAGACCUGUCUUAUGCUCAGUGGGCAAAACCGGUUGCAAUUACAUCAGACUGACGUCAUGGUCAGGUCGUAGUCUGAAUGUUAAAGGACGUUUUUUUUGACGUUUUUAGCAUCCAGAAACAGACGCCUUUACCUGGUUGUAUCAGUCACUUAAACAAGAUAACAUCACGAUAUGACGUCUUUCCCAGGCGCCUUGAUUUCUUCAUGGAGAACUCAGUUCAAUAGAUCUUUAUUUUCCCUGAAAGGCAAAAAUAAGUAUUUAAAUGGUUGUAAUCUGGUUAUCUGACAUCGCAUAUCAGAAAAAUGAUGUCCCUUGAUAACUUUUUGCCCGCUGGGUAACUGUAGAGGAGAAUGACUUCAGUGUAAGGUUGUGUUUGUUGCCACGGCAGCCACGCUGGUUGUGUUGUAGUUUGUUUGUGUGUGUGGUCCUGUCAGGGGAAAUGCCAAGUUCACCCGCUCUGGAAUGCAGCAGACAGGGCUAUGCCAGCAGGAGUGAGUGUGGUGUGUGAGAAGUUACUUAGUUCCAAAGAAACAGUGUGUGCACUUCACACCAGGCUAACUUAGCUUUGCAUUUUAUGAUCAAAGAGGUUGUUCUAUACCUGACUCUGCAAAGCUCUCUGGCCUUAAUGCUUAAGUAGCCUACUGUAAUAGUUAAAAGCAUUGAAGUCAAAUGUUCUUGCUUUCAUUUUCAAGAUAAGGCAGUGUCAAUAGAACAGUGAAAGAACAGAGGCUGCACUGGGCGCCACUGUUGUCUAAUUAUGUCCCGGUGUUGACCCUUUGAGCUAUCAGAGUUUCAUGACUACACUCUAUGGAACUACUGCACUGUUAGAGGUAACCAUGGGAAAAAGGUGUGUGUGUGCGUGCGUGUUUGGUGUGGGCGCACGCGUGCAUUCAUGUAUGUGGGUCACUGUGUAUGGAAACAGUUCCUACUUCCUCUAAUGUACCUGUAGUGUUUGCGAAGCACUCAACAGUGAAAACGUUUGACAUAUUGAUGUUGAGCUGGCUGAAUCAAACUGGUAAUUUUUUUAAACUUAAUUUUCCAAGCCGGGUUUUGAACCAAGGGAUUGCUUACAGCCUUAAAAUUACACUAAAAUGUCUCCUUGUUUUGGAUAAAGACAAUUUGAUUGAUUUUAUGAAUUUGUCACAUGCGCCCAAUGCAGCAGGUGUAGACUUUACCGUGAAAUGCUUACUUACGAGCCCUUUCCCAACAAUGCAGAGUUUAAUCUUUUAUUUUAAGGAAAUAGUAACACAAUAAAAUAACAAUAACAAGACUAUAUACAUGGAGUACCGGUACCGAGUCAAUGUGCAGGGGUACGAGAUAGUUGAGGUAAUAUGUACAGUGAGGGAAAAAAGUAUUUGAUCCCCUGCUGAUUUUGUACGUUUGCCCACUGACAAAGACAUGAUCAGCUUAUAAUUGUAAUGGUAGAUUUAUAUGAACAGUGAGAGACAGAAUAACAACAACAAAAAUCCAGAAAAACGCAUGUCAAAAAUGUUAUAAAUUGAUUUUCAUUUUAAUGAGGGAAAUAAGUAUUUGACCCCUCUGCAAAAUAUGACUUAGUACUUGGUGACAAAACCCUUCUUGGCAAUCACAGAGGUCAGACGUUUCUUGUAGUUGGCCACCAGGUUUGCACACAUCUCAGGACGGAUUUUGUCCCACUCCUCUUUGCAGAUCUUCUCCAAGUCAUUAAGGUUUCGAGGCUGACGUUUGGCAACUCGAACCUUCAGCUCCCUCCACAGAUUUUCUAUGGUAUUAAGGUCUGGAGACUGGCUAGGCCACUCCAGGACCAUAAUGUGCUUCUUCUUGAGCCACUCCUUUGUUGCCUUGGCCGUGUGUUUUGGGUCAUUUUCAUGCUGGAAUACCCAUCCAUGACCCAUUUUCAAUGCCCUGGCUGAGGGAAGGAGGUUCUCACCCAAGAUUUGACGGUACAUGGCCCCGUCCAUCGUCCCUUUGAUGCGGUGAAGUUGUCCUGUCCCCUUAGCAGAAAAACACCCCCAAAGCAUAAUGUUUCCACCUCCAUGUUUGACAGUGGGGAUGGUGUUCUUGGGGUCAUAGGCAGCAUUCCUCCUCCUCCAAACACGGCGAGUUGAGUUGAUGCCAAAGAGUUUGAUUUUGGUCUCAUCUGACCACAACACUUUCACCCAGUUCUCCUCUGAAUCAUUCAGAUGUUCAUUGGCAAACUUCAGACGGGCCUGUAUAUGUGCUUUCUUGAGCAGGGGGACCUUGUGGGCGCUGCAGGAUUUCAGUCCUUCACGGCGUAGUGUGUUACCAAUUGUUUUCUUGGUGACUAUUAUCCCAGCUGCCUUGAGAUCAUUGACAAGAUCCUCCAGUGUAGUUCUGGGCUGAUUCCUCACCGUUCUCAUAAUCAUUGCAACUCCACGAGGUGAGAUCUUGCAUGGAGCCCCAGGCCGAGGGAGAUUGACAGUUAUUUUGUGUUUCUUCCAUUUCCAAUAAUCGCACCAACUGUUGUCACCUUCUCAUUAAGCUGCUUGCCGAUGGUCUUGUAGCCCAUUCCAGCCUUGUGUAGGUCUACAAUCUUGUCCCUGACAUCCUUGGAGAGCUCUUUGGUCUUGGCCAUGGUGGAGAGUUUGGAAUCUGAUUGAUUGAUUGCUUCUGUGUACAGGUGUCUUUUAUACAGGUAACAAGCUGAGAUUAGGAGCACUCCCUUUAAGAGUGUGCUCCUAAUCUCAGCUCGUUACCUGUAUAAAAGACACCUGGGAGCCAGAAAUCUUUCUGAUUGAGAGGGGGUCAAAUACUUAUUUCCGUCAUUAAAAUGCAAAUCAAUUUAUAACAUUUUUGACAUGCGUUUUUCUGGAUUUUUUUGUUGUUAUUCUGUCUCUCACUGUUCAAAUAAACCUACCAUUAAAAUUAUAGACUGAUCAUUUCUUUGUCAGUGGGCAAACUUACAAAAUCAUCAGGGGAUCAAAUACUUUUUUCCCUCACUGUACAUGUACAGUGGGGAGAAAAGUAUUUGAUACACUGCCGAUUUUGCAGGUUUUCCUACUUACAAAGCAUGUAGAGGUCUGUAAUUGUUAUCAUAGGUACACUUCACCUGUGAGAGACGGAAUCUAAAACAAAAAUCCAGAAAAUCACAUUGUAUGAUUUUUAAGUAAUUAAUUUGCAUUUUAUUGCAUGACAUAAGUAUUUGAUCACCUACCAACCAGUAAGAAUUCCGUCUCUCACAGACCUGUUAGUUUUUCUUUAAGAAGCCCUCCUGUUCUCCACUCAUUACCUGUAUUAACUGCACCUGUUUGAACUCAUUACCUGUAUAAAAGACACCUGUCCACACACUCAAUCAAACAGACUCCAACCUCUCCACAAUGGCCAAGACCAGAGAGCUGUGUAAGGACAUCAGGGAUAAAAUUGUAAACCUGCACAAGGCUGGGAUGGGCUACAGGACAAUAGGCAAGCAGCUUGGUGAGAAGGCAACAACUGUUGGCGCAAUUAUUAGAAAAUGGAAGAAGUUCAAGAUGACGGUCAAUCACCCUCGGUCUGGGGCUCCAUGCAAGAUCUCACCUCGUGGGGCAUCAAUGAUCAUGAGGAAGGUGAGGGAUCAGCCCAGAACUACACGGCAGGACCUGGUCAAUGACCUGAAGAGAGCUGGGACCACAGUCUCAAAGAAAACCAUUAGUAACAUACUACGCCGUCAUUGAUUCAAAUCCUGCAGCGCACGCAAGGUCCCCCUGCUCAAGCCAGCGCAUGUCCAGGCCCGUCUGAAGUUUGCCAAUGACCAUCUGGAUGAUCCAGAGGAGGAAUGGGAGAAGGUCAUGUGGUCUGAUGAGACAAAAAUAGAGCUUUUUGGUCUAAACUCCACUCGCCGUGUUUGGAGGAAGAAGAAGGAUGAGUACAACCCCAAGAACACCAUCCCAACCGUGAAGCAUGGAGGUGGAAACAUCAUUCUUUUGGGAUGCUUUUCUGCAAAGGGGACAGGACGACUGCACCGUAUUGAGGGGAGGAUGGAUGGGGCCAUGUAUCGCGAGAUCUUGGCCAACAACCUCCUUCCCUCAGUAAGAGCAUUGAAGGUGGGUUGUGGCUGGGUCUUCCAGCAUGACAACGACCCGAAACACACAGCCAGGGCAACUAAGGAGUGGCUCCGUAAGAAGCAUCUCAAGGUCCUGGAGUGGCCUAGCCAGUCUCCAGACCUGAACCCAAUAGAAAAUCUUUGGAGGGAGCUGAAAGUCCGUAUUGCCCAGCGACAGCCCCGAAACCUGAAGGAUCUGGAGAAGGUCUGUAUGGAGGAGUGGGCCAAAAUCCCUGCUGCAGUGUGUGCAAACCUGGUCAAGACCUACAGGAAACGUAUGAUCUCUGUAAUUGCAAACAAAGGUUUCUGUACCAAAUAUUAAGUUCUGCUUUUCUGAUGUAUCAAAUACUUAUGUCAUGCAAUAAAAAGCAAAUUAAUUACUUAAAAAUCAUACAAUGUGAUUUUCUGGAUUUUUGUUUUAGAUUCCGUCUCUCACAGUUGAAGUGUACAUAUGAUAAAAAUUACAGACCUCUACAUGCUUUGUAAAUAGGAAAAUCUGCAAAAUUGGCAGUGUAUCAAAUACUUGUUCUCCCCACUGUAGGUAGGGGUAAAGGUGACUAGGCAAUCAAGGUAAAUAAUAAACAGAGUAGCAGCAGUGUGUGUGUGUGUGUGUGUGUGUGUGUGUGUGUGUUGGAGUGUCAGUGUAGUAUGUGUGAGUGUGUGGGUAGAGUCCAGUGAGGGUGCAUAGAGCUGGUGCAAGCAAGUCAGUGCAAAUAAAAAGGAGGACAAUGCAAAUAGUCUGGGUAGCCAUUUGAUUAACUGUUCAGCAGUCUUAUGGCUUGGGGGUAGAAGCUGUUAAGAAGUCUUUUGGUCCUAGACUUGUAGCUCCGGUACCGCUUGCCAUGCGGUAGCAGAGAGAACAGCCUAUGUCUUGGGUGGCUGGAGUCUUUGACAAUUUUUAGGGUCUUCCUCUGACACCGCCUGGUAUAGAGGUCUUGGAUGGCAGGGAGCUCGGCCCCAGUGAUGUACUGGGUCGUAUGAACUACCCUCUGUAGUGCCUUAGCAGUUGCCAUACCAAGCAGUGAUGCAGCCAGUCAAGAUGCUCUCAAUGGUGCAGCUGUAGAACUUUUUGAGGAUCUGAGGGCCCAUGCCAAAUAUUUUUAUUCCAUCAUGCAUGUUAUGCGUUUCGGUAAAACUUUUUUCAAAGUAAUUUGUCAUAAGCUGACACGAACAGUCAUGACUGCUUAUGACAUCUGUCAAACCUUAUUAUGGCACAGGGCCUGUAUUGACAGUCACUAGUGAAAGCACUUCCCUACUCCCAUAGGCCGAAUUCUGUCCCAAAUGGCACCCUAUUCCCCAUAUAGUGCACUACUUUUGACCAGAGCCCUAUGGAACCUGGUCAAAAGUCAUGCAAUAUUCAGAGAAUAGGGUACCAUUUUUGAGACCGCCUCUGUUUAUCUUGAGAACUUUUGUCCUGAAUGUUCCUCUGCCAGCUGUCAAUCAUUUGGCUUAAUAGUUUUGCAAAGGAGGAGGAAAAAAUACACCAAAUGACGGAGCAGUGCUCCCUCUUUUAUCUCCACUCUCCUUCUAGCAGGCAGGAGUGUUAAUGUGAUGGGGUUCAGUUCUCCUGACUGAUUGACAGGCUGGUGGCUCACAAUGACAGAGAAUACUGGCUAACACCGUAAUUAGCUUCAGCAUUUAAAGAGACAGGCUAGACCUGUGGGGUUUCAAGUAAAAUAACAUUAAAAGUGUUUUAUGAUUGUUUCCCAAUAGGCCUAUUUCAGUUAUUAUUAUUUUUUUAUACAGUUUUUAAAUAUGGAAUGCAGUUCAAAACAUGGUGGUUAGCUAACUGACACCGAGUCCGAAAAGAGACUCGCUAACGCUAACAAACAAAGGGCUUACUGAUGGAGACAGGGUGAGACAAACUUAGGGUUAGCAGACUUAGAACUAGCGCAGGUUAGCUUAGUGAGGUCUUUAGCUCAAGCCUAGGAAGCUCAGAUAGCCUUAAAUGCAGAGUCUGUUCUUCAGAUAUGCCUGGAGGCUAACAAUGCUAAUGGUUAAUGACGCUAGGCUAGGGCUUUUAGCGUCUGUGUGGUAUUAUGGUAUUCUAGGCCCGGAGCCAUGGUUUUUGAGAUGGUUAAGUGAAGGCAGUCGUUUUGUCAGGGCUUGUUGAUGUGUAACACGACUAAUGGACCAUGGAAACAGGGGGCUCUUCCACGGAAGCUUACUACUAUCUAGACAAACAGACCCACCUACGCGACCAAAUUGGUGCUCCCUCCCUUGACAGGGUGUGUCUGUGUGUUUUCACACACGCCACAGAGCGUGUUAACGAACAAAAACAACAUAUAGCGCAGAUAAGACAACACGCUAGCUCUCUCAAUAUGACAUCACCAUGAAAUGAGGGAUUAAAUUAAAGGAAGGAGGAGAGUGUUUCUUCCGAGGUGGUCCAACCCAGGCAAGACAAAGCAAAGCUUGGCAGACUCUGUGUGUGUGUGUGUGUGAUUGGCAUUGCUGAUUGCCUUAUCUCCAGGAUGUGUUGUGUUCCUCUUUGCUGCCGAUUGACUGAGAUAGAACUGCUGCAGCUGUGUGCCACACAUUCUAAAUAAAAGUAUUUCAGGAUGCAACACACCCAUGGCUUUGUCCAUUUGAACUUCCUGGGGACUGUGUGUGUGUUUCUUUACACUGAGGAGGUGGAGGAGUGAAAUGUCUCCUAUUCAAAUAAUCUUUGUUUGUAUUGAAUGAUCUCCUAUUCAUUGAGUGUCUUUUGUUUGUAGUAUGAUUUUAGGCUUUGAACGCAUUCCAGAUGGUCUUUAAUGCAGUCACGCUGCACUGAUGAUCCGAUCUCACAACACCUGGAGAAGUGAUUAGCAUCUCAGGAAAUACACAUUGACAUGAUAUAGCAAUCUGCUGAAAUGCGCAGUGCUUCUUCAUACAAGAUGACAUGGAACACCACUUAAGAGUUGAUGGAUUGUAAAUAGGUGUAGGUGUGCAGCUGUUUUCGUGGUAACUGUCUGUAACCAUGGUGUUUUUCUCAUCUCCUAGGUUACCUGUCCAAAGUGUUGAGGAACUACACCGAGCAGGCGUGUGACGGCGACUUCCUGUCGGUCCGCUGCCCGCCCCGCACCACCAUCACUGUCCAAUCGGCUUUCUACGGCAGGAAAGGCCCCUCCCACCCCCAGCAGUGCCCGUCCUACCAGAGACACAACCUUGUAGGGACACACCCAGUGGAGGAUGACACGUAUUGUUACAUGUCCACUGCACUACAGGUAACCAUACACACCCCAUGUACCAUGCUUCUCUCUGCCACUAGUACAGUAACGACAGUCAUUUAAAUAAUGCUCGUCUUCUGGUAUUGACAUUCGUCCAGGUUGUGUUUCCCGAAAGCCUCUUAUCAAAAUGGCUCAUUAUGUUUCUCUCUGGGAAACAAUACUUUCUCCACCUCUUUAGUCAGAUCAGGGCCCAUAUCCAUAAAGCAUCUCAGAGAAGGAGUGCUGAUCUUUUGACUAUUAGAUCACAACGAAUAGGAAUAGAAGGACAGAGAGGACCAGGUCCUAGAUCAGUACUCUGAGAUGCUUUUUGAAUACAGACCCAAGGCCUUUGAAACAGUAGCUAUAAUGCUCUGGGGAUUUCAGAGAAGGUUGCCCCCUUCUCUCUUUUUCAUGUAUUUCCUCCCCCUUCUGGAUCCUCAUCCACUCAUCCUCCACAUUCCUCCCUCCCUCCCUCCAUCUCAACAGAGCCUGUCGUUGUUUGGCACCUAAAGCCGUCUGAGAAACUUCCAGAAAGAGAAAAGCCUCCACACAACAACAAACCCCAAGGGUUAAAACACUGGCAAUGCCAGUGCCGCCACCGUUGAUUGCGUAACGCGUUGUGUGAGAAUGUUUUCCGUCAAAUGACACACUUUAAGGAGAAGGCAUGGAGAGGCAGGCCCAGCCGCUACACAAAGCCAUUUCAUGGAGUCUUUGCCACGACAUCCCCAUCUUAAAUUGAUUGGGGGUGCAACGAAUAGACUGAAGGCCUCCUUUUGUGUGGGGGGGUACACACGCACCCCUCCUGUCCUUUCAGAGUUCUGUUGCCCUCGUCUCCCUCCCACUUUAUCUCAAAAUAGCUGAAUGACGAUCAUGAGCGCUCAGAUUCAGAUCUAGAGAAGGCAUUGUGCCCAAAUGAGAGAAGCCAAUCCAGAGGCCCUCAGCUGCAAUCACUCACAGUAGUGUAGCAACCUUGAUCAAUGCAACUCUUCUCUGUUCCAACAACGUCUCGAAAUAAACAAUUGAUGUGAUGGUAGUGGUUUUAAUCCCCAUUUCAAAAGCUUUAACAUAAAGAGCUAUGAAGACAGGUAGACACGAAGUCACAAGCUUUUUUACGACUACAUGGGGGGUAUAGGCUGAUGUACUUUUCCUAUAUCCUAUCCCUGGCCAUUGUGUCUCCUUAAUGACGCGUGACGACAUGACAUAAACGUCAGCAUGCUAACCUUACUUGAGAUUUAUGAUCUGGCAGCACACGGCAGCAGCACACACACCAGGAGAACUCUGGGAGGUUGUCUUCUACACACCAGAACACUAGGAGGUUGUCUUCUACACACCAGAACACACAACAGAACACUGUAAGGUUGUCUUCUACACGCCAGAAUAAAACUGGGAGGUUGUCUUCUACACGCCAGAACACUGGGAGGUUGUCUUCUACACACCAGAACACUGGGAGGUUGUCUUCUACACACCAGAACACUGGGAGGUUGUCUUCUACACACCAGAACACUGGGAGGUUGUCUUCUACACACCAGAACAACACUGGGAGGUUGUCUUCUACACACCAGAACAACACUGGGAGGUUGUCUUCUACACACCAGAACACUGGGAGGUUGUCUUCUACACACCAGAACAACACUGGGAGGUUGUCUUCUACACACCAGAACACUAGGAGGUUGUCUUCUACAUGCCAGAACAACACUGGGAGGUUGUCUUCUACACGCCAGAACACUGGGAGGUUGUCUUCUACACGCCAGAACACUGGGAGGUUGUCUUCUACACACCAGAACACUAGGAGGUUGUCUUCUACACGCCAGAACAACACUGGGAGGGGUAUGUAGCUCAGUUGGUAGAGCAUGGCGUUUGCAACACCAGGGUUGUGGGUUCGAUAAAAUAAUGUAUGUGCUAACUGUAAGUCGCUCUGGAUAAGAGCGUCUGCUAAAUGACUAAAAAUGUAAAAAAUGUAAAUGUUGUCUUCUACACACCAGAACACUGGGAGGUUGUCUUCUACACACCAGAACACUGGGAGGUUGUCUUCUACACGCCGGAACCCUGGGAGGUUGUCUUCUACACACCGGAAUCCUGGGAGGUUGUCUUCUACACACCGGAACCCUGGGAGGUUGUCUUCUACACACCAGGAGAACUCUGGGAGGUUGUCUUCUACACACCAGAACACUGGGAGGUUGUCUUCUACACGCCAGAACAACACUGGGAGGUUGUCUUCUACACACCAGAACACUGGGAGGUUGUCUUCAACACGCCAGAACACUCUGAGGUUGUCUUCUACAUACCAGAACAACACUGGGAGGUUGUCUUCUACACCCCACAACACUGGGAGGUUGUCUUCUACACCCCAGAACACUAGGAGGUUGUCUUCUACAUACCAGAACAACACUGGGAGGUUGUCUUCUACACCCCACAACACUGGGAGGUUGUCUUCUACACACCGGAACACUGGGAGGUUGUCUUCUACACACCGGAACCCUGGGAGGUUGUCUUCUACACACCAGAACACUUAGAGGUUGUCUUCUACACACAAUAACUCUGGGAGGUUGUCUUCUACACGCCAGGAGAACUCUGGGAGGUUGUCUUCUACAUGCCAGGAGAACUCUGGGAGGUUAUCUUCGACACGCCAGGAGAACUCUGCGAGGUUGUCUUCUACACACCGGAACACUGGGAGGUUGUCUUCUACACACCGGAACAACACUGAGAGGUUGUCUUCUACACGCCAGAACACUGGGAGGUUGUCUUCUACACACCAGAACACUGGGAGGUUGUCUUCUACACACCAGAACACUGGGAGGUUGUCUUCUACACACCAGAACACACAACAGAACACUGGGAGGUUGUCUUCUACACUACAGAACAACACUGGGAGGUUGUCUUCUACACACCAGAACACUGGGAGGUUGUCUUCUACACACCAGAACAUUGGGAGGUUGUCUUCUACACACCAGAACACUGGGAGGUUGUCUUCUACACGCCGGAACUCUGGGAGGUUGUCUUCUACACACCGGAACCCUGGGAGGUUGUCUUCUACACACCGGAACCCUGGGAGGUUGUCUUCUACACACCGGAACCCUGGGAGGUUGUCUUCUACACACUGGAACACUGGGAGGUUCUCUUCUACUCACCAGAACAACUCUGGGAGGUUGUCUUCUACACACCAGAACACUGGGAGGUUGUCUUCUACACGCCAGAACACUGGGAGGUUGUCUUCGACACACCAGAACACACAACAGAACACUGGGAGGUUGUCUUCUACAUGCCAUAACAACACUGUGAGGUUGUCUUCUACACACCAGAACACUGGGAGGUUGUCUUCAACACGCCAGAACACUGGGAGGUUGUCUUCUACACACCAGAACACUGGGAGGUUGUCUUCUACACGCCAGAACAACACUGGGAGGUUGUCUUCUACACACCAGAACACUGGGAGGUUGUCUUCAACAUGCCAGAACACUGGGAGGUUGUCUUCUACAUACCAGAACAACACUGGGAGGUUGUCUUCUACACCCCACAACACUGGGAGGUUGUCUUCAACAUGCCAGAACACUGGGAGGUUGUCUUCUACAUACCAGAACAACACUGGGAGGUUGUCUUCUACAUACCAGAACAACACUGGGAGGUUGUCUUCUACACGCCAGAACAACACUGGGAGGUUGUCUUCUACACACCGGAACACUGGGAGGUUGUCUUCUACACACCGGAACCCUGGGAGGUUGUCUUCUACACACCAGAACACUUAGAGGUUGUCUUCUACACACAAUAACUCUGGGAGGUUGUCUUCUACACGCCAGGAGAACUCUGGGAGGUUGUCUUCUACAUGCCAGGAGAACUCUGGGAGGUUAUCUUCGACACGCCAGGAGAACUCUGCGAGGUUGUCUUCUACACACCGGAACAACACUGAGAGGUUGUCUUCUACACGCCAGAACACUGGCAGGUUGUCUUCUACACACCAGAACACACAACAGAACACUGGGAGGUUGUCUUCUACACGACAGAACAACACUGGGAGGUUGUCUUCUACACACCAGAACACUGGGAGGUUGUCUUCUACACACCAGAACACUGGGAGGUUGUCUUCUACACACCGGAACCCUGGGAGGUUGUCUUCUACACACCAGAACACUGGGAGGUUGUCUUCUACACGCCAGAACACUGGGAGGUUGUCUUCGACACACCAGAACACACAACAGAACACUGGGAGGUUGUCUUUUACAUGCCAUAACAACACUGUGAGGUUGUCUUCUACACCCCACAACACUGGGAGGUUGUCUUCUACACACCGGAACCCUGGGAGGUUGUCUUCUGCACACCGGAACACUGGGAGGUUGUCUUCUACACACAAUAACUCUGGGAGGUUGUCUUCUACACGCCAGGAGAACUCUGGGAGGUUGUCUUCGACACACCAGGAGAACUCUGGGAGGUUGUCUUCUACAUGCCAGGAGAACUCUGGGAGGUUGUCUUCGACACACCAGGAGAACUCUGGGAGGUUGUCUUCUACAUGCCAGGAGAACUCUGGGAGGUUGUCUUCUACACGCCGGAACACUGGGAGGUUGUCUUCUACACACCGGAACACUGGACGGUUGUCUUCUACACACCAGAACUCUGGGAGGUUGUCUUCUACACACCGGAACACUUUGAGCUUGUCUUCUACACACCGUAACAUUGGGAGGUUGUCUUCUACACACCAGAACUCUGGGAGGUUGUCUUGUACACGCCAGGAGAACACUGGGAGGUUGUCUUCUACACGCCAGGAGAACUCUGGGAGGUUGUCUUCUACACGCCAGGAGAACACUGGGAGGUUGUCUUCUACACGCCAGGAGAACUCUGGGAGGUUGUCUUCUACACGCCAGGAGAACUCUGGGAGGUUGUCUUCUACACGCCAGGAGAACUCUGGGAGGUUGUCUUCUACACACCGUAACAUUGGGAGGUUGUCUUCUACACACCAUAACUCUGGGAGGUUGUUUUCUACACACCAGAACAACACUGGGAGGUAGUCUUCUACACACCAGAACACUUUGAGCUUGUCUUCUACACACCGUAUGUCACGAUCGUCGGUAAGAGAGGAGGACCAAGGCGCAGCAUUGCAGGCAAACAUACUCUUUAUUAGCGAUAUACGACAAAAUAAACAAAACGAUAACGUGACAGUUCACGGUCUAACACAAACCAACUCGAAACAAGAUCCCACAACUGAUGUGGGAAAACAGCCUCUAUAAGUAUGGCUCCCAAUCAGAGACAACCAGCCACAGCUGACACUCGUUGCCUCUGAUUGGGAACCACUCUGGCCAACACAGAAAUACCAUACCUAGACUCCCGACAUAGAAAAUCAACACAUAGAUCUACACACCCUGGCUCAACAUAACAGUGUCCCCAGAGCCAGGGCGUGACAGUACCCCCCCCCCCCCCCCCCCCCCCCCUAAAGGCGCGGACUCCGACCGCGUCAACCAAAUACCACAGGGGAGGGACCGGGUGGGCACUCCGCCUAGGCGGCGGAUCCGGCUCCGGGCCUGAUCCCCGCUCCCUCUCCAACCCCCCAAAGUACCCCUGGUCCGGUCUGACCCCGCUGGCCGGAGCUGGACUGCACACUGGUGGAGCGGAUUGCUCUAGCUCCGGCGUGAAGCAUCUGACCGGUGCCGGACCAGGCACCGGUGGAACAGGCACGGGACGUGCCGGACUGACGACGCACACCACUGGCUUGGUGUGGGGAGCAGGAGCGGGCCGGACCGGGCUGGCGACACGCCCCAUUGGCUUGGUGCGGGGAGCAGGAAAGGACCGGACCGGGCUGGCGACGCGCACCAUAGACCUGGUGCGGAGAGCAGGAACAGGACGGGCCGGGCUGGCGACGCGCCCCAUUGGCUUGGUGCGGGGAGCAGGAAAGGGCCGGACCGGGCUGGCGACGCGCACCAUUGGCUUGGUGCGGGGAGCAGGAAAGGGCCGGACCGGGCUGGCGACGCGCACCAUUGACCUGGUGCGGAGAGCAGGAACAGGACGGGCCGGGCUGGCGACGCGCACCAUUGGCCUGGUGCGGGGAGCAGGAACAGGACGGGCCGGGCUGGAGACGCGCACCAUUGGCCUGGUGCGGGGAGCAGGAACAGGACGGGCCGGGCUGGCGACGCGCACCAUUGGCCUGAUGCGAGGAACAGGAACAGGCCGGACCGUACUGGGGACACACACCACUGGCCCUAUGCAGGGAUCAGGAACGGGCCGGACCGGACUGGUAACACACCCCAGUACCUCUCGCCGUGCCUCCACACUUUCCUUCCCCUUUAAUACCAGUGGCCCCCGUAACCUGGCGGCCUCCUCUGCCAACCCGCUGGACCGCUCUAUCGCGGCCUCCUGCUGCCCCGACGUCCACGUCGUGAGCCCCCCCCUAAAAAAAUUCUGGGGGUCUCUCCUCCCCGUGGGCCAGGCCUCUAUUGUUCUCCCCCAACUCUCGCUCUUCUGCUUCCAACUCCAGCCAUUCUGCUCUUCAUUAGGCUUGACCCAGUCGAGGUUGCCACGGAGAUCUGCUAGCGACUCCCCUGGCGAUGGCUCCUGGACACGCUGCUUGGUCCAGUUUUGGUGGGAUCUUCUGUCACGAUCGUCGGUAAGAGAGGAGGACCAAGGCGCAGCAUUGCAGGCAAACAUACUCUUUAUUAGCGAUAUACGACAAAAUAAACAAAACGAUAACGUGACAGUUCACGGUCUAACACAAACCAACUCGAAACAAGAUCCCACAACUAAUGUGGGAAAACAGCCUCUAUAAGUAUGGCUCCCAAUCAGAGACAACCAGCCACAGCUGACACUCGUUGCCUCUGAUUGGGAACCACUCUGGCCAACACAGAAAUACCAUACCUAGACUCCCGACAUAGAUCAACAAACAACACAUAGAUCUACACACCCUGGCUCAACAUAACAGUGUCCCCAGAGCCAGGGCGUGACACCGUAACAUUGGGAGGUUGUCUUCUACAUGCCAGAACACUGGGAAGUUGUCUUCUAUACGCCAGGAGAACACUGGGAGGUUGUCUUCUACAUGCCAGGAGAACUCUGGGAGGUUGUCUUCUACACACCGGAACACUGGGAGUUUGUCUUCUACAUGACAGGAGAACACUGGAAGGUUGUCUUCUACACGUCACUGUUUGUUUUAGUGGAAGUCACUGCUCGUGUGCCAGCUUUGCACAGCAGCAGGCACCGAUCUACCGGUCACAACUCCCACUGCCACACGCAAUCAUAAAUGGGCGCCGCCCAGCAUAAAGGUGGCUUACGUCAAUAGUGUGAUGCAUUGUGGUGAAAAAAUGACAGAAACAACUUGUAUUUUUAUACACCACUAGGAAAUGUGAAUUUGGUCAGGGAGUGAGAAUUCCUUGUUGAGGAAUGUAGUAGAAUGUUACUUAGAAAAUAAGGAAAUGUGUAAAGGCAUCCGCAUGCUUCCUGUCCGAAACAUUUCGGAACAGUUUGUGCAUAUGUUAUGAUGACAUUUUGUGACAUUUUUGUUCGUUUUGGUUUUCGGCAAGUGUUUCUUUGGCUGUUCGCACUCACCAUUUUUUUAACGAGACAAGCCUUUAGUCGAAAGGUGAAAUCUAUGCCCUUUCGUCUGUGAUUGGUCAACAGUAGGGAUUCUUCAACUAAGUGUUUGUUGUCAUUCAAUGAGAGACAAAUCCUUUUCAUGCAAAUUUUUUCACUUGAGAAAUACUGCACCAAACAUCUUAGUUCGAUGUAAAAUUGGGCAAGUAAGAUCUCCUUGGCAAAAACAUCAAAGUUAAUGACAGAUUUCUUGAGUUACCUUAGAUUAAUUCGGACUAUUUUGAGGCAGACUGGCUACGGCAUCUCAAGAUAGACAAACGGUACUAUUGCUGCUUGUUUCUCAAGUUAAGGUCUUUUUAAGGGAGUUUGCGAGCACACUCGUUCGGUUCGGGUAGGCGCCAGCUGAACUGAAGCAUGCUGACGCCUUAAGACUGUGAAGUCUGAGCUAUGGAAGGGAUGUCAGGAAGCUGGAGUGUAGAACUGUUCCCAUGGCCUGGGAGGAGAAGGGGAUGGUUAGGUUGUUUUGAAGUGGUUUUAGGUUUGUGUGCCCUCCGGUCUCACCGACGCUUGCUCAUUGUUCUCUCUCUCUCCCCCCUUAAUAUUUAUCUUUCUCCCCCCUUAAUCUUUCUCUGGUAGAAAAUGUUGGAUGAGUGCCAGGACAGGAGGAUCUGUCAGGUCCUUGUCACCAGUGGUCUCUUCGGGACGGACCCGUGCCCCAGUAGCAGCAAAUACCUCAUUGUGUGGUAUAAAUGCCAGCCUAGUAAGUCCCUCCCUCAUCAACCCUCAGCCUCUUUAUAAGUUAUACUCCACCUUCUACUGUCUGUUUCUUAUACAUACACACACACACACACACACACAGAGAGAGACAGAAAACCCUGGUGACGCGAUAUAAGGUUUAAAUCCCAUUCAUACUAAGGUGCAGAAACAGAAGCCUUGAUAGUGUGGAUGCAUGUUGGCUUUUAUUGGGAUGAGUCAUGUACUGGAGGCAGCUCUGCAGGGUAGUCACAAGCUGGCACAGCCACAAAGUCAUACAAUCUGAUUUUAACCUUAACCACACCGUUUACCUUAUGCCUAACCCUAACUUGAAAUGAAGACCAAAAAGCUAUUUUUUGUUUGAAUACAUUUUUACGAUAUAUAGACAAUUUUGACUUUGCAGCUGGGCCAUCUAGUGGAAAUCGCUCAGCUCUGCCUCCAAGACAAGAUUCAUACCAAUGAUUGUCAACCUGCAACGUGGAUGUGUUUAGCCAUGCACAGGUAUUCCACACACAGAGCCCAGUCACAGUGACCUGUGACAGCUGAACGCCCUGAAUAACUACCUCCACUAGCCAGGAUAUCACAACUAUGGACAUGGGGGAGAGGAACAGGAAUGCAGGGGAGGAGAGGAGAGAGAGAGAGAGAGAGAGAGAGAGAGAGAGAGAGAGAGAGAGAGAGAGAGAGAGAGAGAGAGAGAGAGAGAGAGAGAGAGAGAGAGAGAGAGAGAGAGAGACAGAGAGAGAGAGAGAGAGAGAGAGAGAGAGAGGUCAACCCAGCUCUCUUUCCAUUCAGAGGCAGUGACACCAGCUCGUUGCACCUCACUAAAAUCCCACUUAGAUCCUACAGAGCCAUUUCUCUGUCGCCCAGAAGUCAUUGGUUAAGUGACAGAGGACAAAAGAGCUGUUGAUUGGUCCAGGGUCAGGGUAGUGGAGUGAGUGGCCACUCCCAGUCAGUCUAGUGUGACCACACCACAGCUCAGGAAUAACAUGAGUGGAUUUAGCUACUACAACACCCUGGGUGAGAAGGGAUUACACCCCUGGUAUUCUGGCUCUGAGAGAAGGGAUUACACCCCUGGUAUUCUGGCUCUGAGAGAAGGGAUUACACCCCUGGUAUUCUGGCUCUGAGAGAAGGGAUUACACCCCUGGUAUUCUGGCUCUGAGAGAAGGGAUUACACCCCUGGUAUUCUGGCUCUGAGAGAAGGGAUUAGAGGGGAGGAAAGAUGGACGGGGAGAGAGAGGUUUACAUUUGGGGAUGGGGAUUUCAGUGUUGUAGGACAGAAAGAGUGAGAGAAGGCUAAUGGCGCUUGGAAAGGGAUGAUGGAGAGAUGACAAUGGACACAAGUAUGUAAAACUUGGACAAUGGACACAAGAAAAUAAAAGGCAAACUUCAGAGUAAGCCUGAGACAGACAGAAAGGGUAAGGUGUGUCUGUCAUGAUACUAAAGGUGAUACAUCUCCCCCCACCCCCUUCCAGAUGAGUAUAGGAGUAAGGUGGUGUGUGAGGAGGAGAGGAUGAAGCUGAGCUGUAAACGGGGGAUGGAGAUCGCUGUCUACUCGGCCAUGUUUGGUCGAACCCAACAGGGGACCCUGGAGUGUCCUACCCACCACAGGAGGGUGCCCUCCGUA